ACCUCCGUGUCGCUGGAUGAUGACGCCAUUGCCGGGCUUCGUGAACGUCAUGGCGGCUCAUGCUAGCGAGCUCGAGAUAGCGAAGAAAAACUUGACAGACGCGAUCGGCGACAACGUGAAGCAUUACUGGGCGAACCUGAAGCUAUGGUUCAAACAGAAGAUCAGCAAGGAGGAGUUUGACAUCGAGGCACGCCGUCUGUUGGCACAGGAGAACGUCCACGUCCAUAAUGACUUCCUUCUGGCCAUUCUCACACGAUGCCAGAUCAUCGUCUCCACGCCAGAGGGCACAGGGCCAUUACAGUGGCAGGGUGGCUCUGCCUCAAAGCCUGGCAAACCUAAAGGGAAGAAGAAGUGUUCCUCCAGACAGAAGUUUGAUCAUCGUUUCCAGCCUCAGAACCCUCUGAGUGCCGCCCAGCCUUUCAGUCCACGGGAGGUAGGAGGUGAGGAGGAGGAGAUGCGUCUCAGCGCCCACACUCUGAUGCUGCCCACACGAGGCCAGCUGGAGGCCCGCAUGAUGGUGACGGCCUUUGAGCUGGGUCUGGAUAACACCACAGAAGACGCCGUCAGCGCCAUGAUUUAUGCUGUUGAGCAUCACUUAAAAGAUGUCCUGACUGCUGUAAUCACUCGAAGGAAGGCGUAUCGGUUACGAGAUGGUCACUUCCCCUACGCCUUUGGCAGUGAUGUCACGCCGCAGCCUUAUUUGAAAAACAGCCUUGCCGCUUACCACAGCGUCACUGAGUGUCCCCCUCCAAGUGCUUCCCUCCCGGCUGGUCCACCAUCUCAGGUGUCACCCGAUGAGGCGGAGCAACAAGCUGUCCACUUAUUGGCUUGUUCUGCAGACAUGCUCCCUGCGCCGCUCCCUCCAAUCAGCAUGUUUGAUCUCCUUGAGGCUUUACAGGUUCACCAUGGUGUGAUGCCCUCCCACACUAUGUACGCCCUGAACAUGGAGCGCAUCCUGUCCCGGCUCUGGCACCCCAGCCACGAAGAACUGGAGCAGGACCAUGUACACCGGCAGCGCCUCGCCGCGAGAGACGGCGUGCUCGUCAGCUGAGAAUCACUUAUAUGAACUGCGGAUAUCAUCAGGAACCAAACGCAAAAAUGACCCCCACAUGGAAAUGUGCGAGGAACAGGGUGAAAAUCACUUCCCCCGUUGCACAAAAACGAUAAGGCAUGAGUGGAGCGAGAUGAAACAAAGCAGUUGGACAGUGGACAGUUGGAGUGGGCAGUCAGUUUAAGCCUCCAGCCAGUAGCUGGCAAAUUAGCACUGUUGCUGCUUUAUUUUUGUCUGUUCAACCAGCGAGUUUGGCAGUCGACCAACCAUCAUUUGGAGCUUCUAUUAUAUAGAUUCUAAUUCGGUGGUAAAUUAUUGACAGCGUUAAGGGUGUACCAGCAGCAAGGUUCCAGGCCAGGUUGCACAAUGUUAAUGUUUAGAUGUGUGUGUGGGGAAAGAAGCUUUUUCAUAUUAUGCACCACAACUGGUUUAAAAAAAAACAAAAACAUCCUAAGAA
This is a messenger RNA of Larimichthys crocea (large yellow croaker), 1508 nucleotides long. RefSeq names its product transcriptional adaptor 1 (gene tada1). The record is from RefSeq and is a predicted model, not a curated record. The coding region runs from base 17 to 1051 and encodes 344 amino acids. Gene Ontology annotation, molecular function: transcription coactivator activity. Gene Ontology annotation, cellular component: SAGA complex. NCBI's taxonomy places the organism in Eukaryota, Metazoa, Chordata, Actinopteri, Sciaenidae. Gene Ontology annotation, biological process: regulation of transcription by RNA polymerase II. The transcript has 8 exons.